This is a messenger RNA of Ailuropoda melanoleuca (giant panda), 3165 nucleotides long. RefSeq names its product RAB4B, member RAS oncogene family (gene RAB4B). NCBI's taxonomy places the organism in Eukaryota, Metazoa, Chordata, Mammalia, Carnivora, Ursidae. The record is from RefSeq and is a predicted model, not a curated record. Gene Ontology annotation, biological process: Rab protein signal transduction. Gene Ontology annotation, molecular function: GTP binding; GTPase activity. The coding region runs from base 148 to 789 and encodes 213 amino acids. The transcript is spliced from 8 exons.
UGGAGGCGGAAGUGGCGGCGCGGGCCCCGGGAGUAGGAAGGAGCCGGGGCUGCAGCCGGGGCUGCAGCCGGAGCGGAGCGGCUGCCAGCCGAGGAGCAGGCGCGGCCGCGGCGCCAUAUUGCGGCCCCAAGCGGCCGCGACCGAGUCAUGGCCGAGACCUACGACUUCCUCUUCAAAUUCCUGGUGAUUGGCAGUGCAGGAACUGGCAAAUCAUGUCUCCUUCAUCAAUUCAUUGAGAAUAAGUUCAAACAGGACUCCAACCACACAAUCGGCGUGGAGUUUGGAUCUCGGGUGGUCAACGUGGGUGGGAAGACUGUGAAACUCCAGAUUUGGGACACAGCCGGCCAGGAGCGGUUUCGGUCGGUGACACGGAGUUACUACCGAGGGGCGGCUGGAGCCCUGCUGGUGUAUGACAUCACCAGCCGGGAGACGUACAACUCGCUGGCUGCCUGGCUGACCGACGCCCGCACGCUGGCCAGCCCCAACAUCGUGGUUAUCCUCUGUGGCAACAAGAAAGACCUAGACCCCGAGCGCGAGGUCACUUUCCUAGAGGCCUCCCGCUUUGCCCAGGAGAAUGAGCUAAUGUUCCUGGAGACUAGCGCCCUCACGGGUGAGAACGUGGAAGAGGCUUUCCUGAAGUGUGCCCGCACCAUCCUGAACAAGAUCGACUCAGGCGAGCUCGACCCCGAGAGGAUGGGCUCAGGCAUUCAGUACGGGGAUGCUUCACUCCGCCAGCUGCGGCAGCCUCGGAGCGCCCAGGCCGUGGCCCCUCAGCCCUGUGGCUGCUGAGAUGUGUGCUGAGCCAGAACCACCCAUGGCUCCCAGGGUCCAUGGCACAGAGCCGAAGCUCCUAGCCUGGUGUUUACCCCUGCCAGCCUCACCUGCCUCAACUCACACCUCUCCCCACCGCUCAGGCCGCCGCAGCCACCCUGAAGUUCUUCCCGUUUCUCUGGGUCUUUAUUCAUGCUCUUCCCUCUGCCAAGAACACUGUUCCUUCCCUCUCUUCCCUCCUUCCCCUCCUCCAGGAAGCCUUGCUUCCACACUCCUUGCUGGGCUUGUGAGGUCCUACAGGAUGAGGUCCCAUUCCCAUCUUUUCGAGAGUGUGUAUGUCUUGCCAGUUCCCCCCCUGUGCUUCACGUCCCCCCCGCACCUGCCCCAGCUUCCAACCAUUGGCGGCUUCAGGGCGGCUGUGGGGAAAGAGCUCAGACCUUGGAUAUACUUUGAAGGCAGAGCCAACAUGAUUUCCUGAUGAAUGGAUAUGGCAUUUGAGAGAGAGGAGCCAAGGGUGAGUGCUUCAGGCAGCCCUCUUUCCUUCCAUGCCUCCGCAUCUGCUGUGCCUCGGCUCGGCGUGCCUGUCCUCCAGCCUCCUUUCUUCUGCCAGCUGCCCCUCAUCAUCUGGUCUUUGCUAGAAUGAUUCUUCCUGCAGGAUACCUUUAUCAGCUUCCCAGUUGGGGUCACUACCUCUAGCCGGCUGGUCUCACAGCUGCCCCCUACUUUUUAAAGCAUUCAGCUCCGAACACUUGACCAUUAUUGUAUUUGUCUUCCCCAUCUGAGAAGGGAAGGAGGUGACAGGUCAGAGAUUCCAGAGCGGGGCUGCCUGGGUUUGAACUCUGACUUGUCACUUCCUACCUGUGUGACUGGGCAAAUUACUUAAUCACUCUGGGUUCUUGGUUUCCUUACCUGUAAAAUGGGGCUAAUAAUAGUACCUACCUCUUCUGGGUGUUGAGAAGAUUAAUUGCAUCAAUUCAUGUAAAGUCCUUAGCAUAGGGGCUGACGCUUAGUAAAGAAAUGAGGGCUGGUUAUUAUUUUUCUUUUUACUAUCCGUUUUAAAGAGUCUGGGCUGCGUAGAAAUGGAUGGGUGUGUAUUCUUCACCUGAGGGCUUAGUAUAGCGUCCGUUUCAGAGUUUGCCCUCAGUGAAUCAAAGGUAAUGAGACAGUGCUUUUUCAAACCUUGUUGACUGCAAUCUGUAGGAGAAAAUACAUUUUACACAUCUCAAUCUGAUGCAGUUACACACACAUAAAGCUGAAACAUUUUUAUAGCACCAAUAUUCUUUGUUUUUUGUUAUUUAUCGAGGUGAAACUCACAUGGCGUACAUUAGCCAUGAAAAUGUUCCAAAACAUUUUCAUUGCCCUAAGGAAACCCCAUAUUCAUUAAGCAGUCACUCCCCAUUCCCACCCCCCAUCCCCAGCCUUUGACACACACCAAUCUGCUUACUGUCUGUAUGGACCAAUACUCUUAUGACAUAUGAUGCCCCUCUGAUGUUUUCUAUUCUAUUUUAUUCUGUUUCAUUGAAAAAUUGGCCAAGGCCCACCACACUGAUUUCCCAACCCACUAAUGCAGUGCUGCCCAUUGAAAUCACCUGGAGAACUUUAAAAGAGUCUGAUGCCUGGGCCUCACCCCCAGAGAUUCUGAAGUGAUUUCCGGAUUUCUAGAAGCUCCCAGGUAAUGCUAUCUGUAGCUGAAGCAACGACCACUAACUGAAGGUGUCUCCUCAGUUUGGAAAACACUGGAAUGAGCCAGGGCAAUCCAGGAACAAGAGGGACACAGAGAUACCAAGGUGGGGACGUGAAAUUUAGAUACUGAGAUACCCCUCUGCAGACUUAAGGGGUCAGCCCUCUGAGACAAACAGGGAGAUAUGCAAGUUACCCUCAGAGAGACAGCCCCAAAUUACCUGCAGACAAGAAAUAGAAAAUCAGACACAGGAGGGCAGGAAGAUACCCAGAAAUGAGACAGAGACACCAGCCAGGCCGACCCAGGGUCCCUUUAGUUCACCACACACUUUUCUUUCAGCUCACCCGUUCUCCAGGACCAGCCCUGCCCUUCUGGCCAGGGCCCAGACCCAGGCCCUGGGAGGCCGAGCCCCUCACCUGUCCUGGCCCCAGAGAAGCUGUCCCGCCACCUAUCCCCCUUCCCUGGCCUGGUGGGGCCUGGCUGAGGGGCAAGACUGAGCCAAGGGGGAAGGGGGAAUCCGUACCUGCUGCUGCUUCCUCUGUCUUGGCUAACCCCUGUCCCCCCGGAACCCCUAACCAUACUCGAAGAGUUCCCAAAGCCUGAGACCAGGGCAUUUGGCCCCAGCUCCCCGCCAUUGCGAGUACGUGUUAUUUAUUGCCCGGAGGCCUGUCCCAUCCCCACUCCACCCCCAUAAAGCAUUGUUUACACCUGUG